Cydia fagiglandana is the source of this 1760-nucleotide messenger RNA. RefSeq names its product probable peptidoglycan muropeptide transporter SLC46. Gene Ontology annotation, molecular function: transmembrane transporter activity. Gene Ontology annotation, cellular component: membrane. Gene Ontology annotation, biological process: transmembrane transport. The record is from RefSeq and is a predicted model, not a curated record. Lineage: Eukaryota; Metazoa; Arthropoda; Insecta; Lepidoptera; Tortricidae.
GUAUCGUACGUUUGGUUAGUUGAAUCAAGUUGAUUGUGGAUGUUCUAGUUUAUUUAGAAAGAACUAUGCACUGUGCUCAAAUUGACAAAUCGGAAAAUGUUGACGAAAAGUUACUUCGCCAAACACAAACUGUUGAUAAAAUCGAAACAGAUAACGAAAAAACUAAUAUUCCGAGAAAAGGGCUCACCGAAAGAUUAAAACUUCUGAGAUCAAAUAUAACUGUGGAACCCAUUAUGGCUGGUCUGGUUAUACCGGCGGCCAUGGCAAAACUCGCGAUUCAAAAUUUAAAUUUGGCUAAAGCUUGUCUUGUGAAACUAAAUUAUGGUCCUGAAAUAUGUAAUCCGUUAAUUGAUAAACAUGGCAGCAACUUGACUGAAUAUGAGCGAGAAGUGCAGAAAGUCAUUUCGUCGAUAGAAACAUGGAGAAGCAUAAUUCAUACCGCCUUGCCUACGCUCGUUGUGAUGUUCAUGGGAGCCUGGAGCGACAGAACUGGCAACAGAAAAAUCUGCAUGUUGCUUCCUAUUUUCGGAGACUUAUUGAUGACUGUAAGCAAUAUAGUAUGCACCAUUCUCUUUUACGAGAUCCCCGUAGAAGUUACAAUGUUUCUAGAAGUAUUGUUCCCGGCCAUCACUGGGGGUUGGGUAACGGUUUUUAUUGGGAUUUUUAGCUAUAUCAGUGACAUUACCACCCCAGAGACCAGAACGUUUCGUAUUGGCUUGGUGAACUUGUGCCUAACGAUCGGGAUACUCAUAGGAACUAGUUUGAGUGGAAUCCUACUAAAAUGCUUUGGUUAUGUGGGGACAUUUCUCAUAUCUGGUUGUCUGUUCUUACUGACAAUGAUAUACGGUUACAUUUGUUUAAAAAAUAAUACAAAACCAGCUAAAAUGGAAAUCAAAAAGUUCAAGUUUUCAGAGUUGCUGUCUCUACAAAAAGAUACCAUAUCUGUCAUCACCAAGAAAAGACAAGGGGACUUAAGAUUGAUGAUUACUUUAAACUUAUUAGUGGUUGCUAUUAUUUUUGGACCCAGCCACGCGGAACUCUUAGUUACUUACCUAUUUGUGCGAUACCGGCUCAAUUGGGAUGCGGUCAGAUAUAGCAUGUAUUCGACAUACAGUCACAUAUUACAUGCAUUGGCUGCUUUCCUGUCAAUAAGUAUAUUGAGCAAGCGAUGGGGUCUGGAUGACUCCGUGCUCUGUCUCGUUUCGCUCACAAGCAAACUCGUCGGUGUUGUUUACAUCAAUUUCGUCCGAACUGAUUUUCAAAUGUAUUUGGUUCCCAUCGUACAAUUUUUGAAUGCAACAACAUUUACUUCAUUGCGUUCAAUGUCAUCAAAACUAGUGCCAAGUGAAGAAUUGGGCAAAAUGAAUUCCCUGUUCAGUCUAGUGGAGACCCUCGCUGCGCUCGUGUUCGACCCAGUGUACGCAACCAUAUACGCCCAGACCAUGAAGCAAUUCAGUAGCGCGGUGUACGUGUUUAGUGCUGGGAUGGCUGUGCCCGCCAUCGUCAUGUUAAUAUGGUUUAUUAUCAGGAAACGUCAGGAGAUAAAGCAUCGAGCUGUAGAGUUAGAAAACUUGCCAAAGGAAUCCAACCUACCCACCUAAGUGGAUAUGGGUAAUAUUACUAGAAAUAUAGCCUACAACAAUGAUAUGCAUGCUAUAUGUAUGCCGUGUUUAUGUUAUAUAAUAUGUAUCUAAUAAAACCUUGCACUAAAACAUACGUUGUUUGGAAACCUGGUGCAAAAGUACUUUUGUGUCCUACUU